GCGCUUUGAUUGCGGCGGCAUGAACAGCGCAUUUGUGGGAUUUGGCUGUCACUGUCUCGGACAACGACGCCCAAAUGCUGGCCCCGACGAAAAAUGCUGGGCGAGCUCGAUGGAGGAAACAACUUUUCUAUCGAUGCCGACGACUUGCCCAGUGGCGGCGCCGCCUUUUCCCCAAAACACCGCUCACCGUUCCUGCCUACCGAGGCCCGUGACCCCCGCGCCAGGCUAUGUGACUUGAAUGCAUUGCAUAUCAUUAUAGCUAUCUCCUUCCUGCAUAUAUCUAUACUCUUUCCUUUUCUCCUCCUCCUUCCCUUUCCUCCCUCCACCUCUGUCGGUUUUCGCUCUCCCUACCGGGCCUUACACGUCUUCCCCUCCCGCUCCCUGCUGAGCCAAGCAGCCCAUCAUGAUGUCUGACGCUAUCGAGAAGCGUUAUGCUACCUCAAACACUGACGUCGGCACAAGCAACAGCGAGUUGGGCUCAUCUGCCACAGAGCAGCCGUUGAUUCCGCGACGAGGGAUCAAAGGUGUUUACUACAACCCCGUCGUGCAAGUUUGGCUCCUCGGUUUUGUGUGCUUCAUGUGCCCUGGUCUCUUUAAUGCCUUAAAUGGAUUGGGAGGCGGAGGUCAGGUCGAUCCCACGACGGGUGCGAAUGCAAACUCGGCGUUGUACUCCACUUUUGCGUUCUUUGCGUUCUUUGCUGGUUCGAUCAAUAAUGUCCUUGGUUCACGACUCACCUUGCUGCUGGGUAGCACUGGCUACGCUCUUUAUAUCGGUUCUUAUCUCGCUGUCAAUAUUCACCCCAAUGCUGGAGGGUUUGUCGUUGCUGCCGGUGCCAUUCUCGGUAUAUGCGCUGGAAUGCUCUGGACUGCCCAGGGCUCGCUGAUGUUGGCAUAUCCCACGGAGAGUGAGAAGGGAAAGUUCAUUGGCAUAUUUUGGUCCGUUUUCAACUUGGGCAGUGUCGUCGGCGCGUCUGUCUCUUUGGGCCAGAACUAUCAUAAUACGGCGAAUUCAGUCGGAAAUGGCACCUAUAUUGGUUUCCUCAUUCUGACGCUCAUCGGUGUUGUGAUUCCCCUAUUCAUGGCAGAUCCCAACAAGAUGGUUCGUUCCGAUGGUUCCAAAGUCGCUUCCCCUCGACACCCUUCUUGGACGAGUGAGUUUUGGGAUCUAUGGGUCGCUCUUCGAACAGACCCAUAUAUCAUACUCUUGUUCCCGAUGUUCUUCGCCAGUAAUUGGUUUUACACCUGGCAAUUUAACGAUUUCAAUCUCGCAUUGUUCAAUAUUCGAACUCGGUCGUUGAACAACCUGGUCUAUUGGUUGGCUCAGAUCAUUGGGUCCGUUAGUAUCGGAUUCUUGCUCGACCAGAGAGGUCUGAGCAGACGCGUUCGUGCCUUCUCCGGCUGGUGUAUCCUGCUGUUCAUGGUUCUCGUCGUACAUAUUUGGGCAUUUUUCUAUCAAAAGCAUUAUACUCGGGAGACCGUCGAAGCCCGGAUAGACAUAUUCGAUCACGCGUACCUCGGGAGAGUACUCUUCUACAUCUGCUGCGGUUUGCUCGAUUCCAUGUGGCAGACAUGCGCUUAUUGGUUAAUGGGUGCCAUGUCGAACGACCCUGCAAAGCUUGCCCAUUUUACUGGCUUCUAUAAAUCGAUCCAGUCAGCCGGUGCAGCAGGCGUAUGGCGUGCAGAUGCUAUUGGUGUCCCGUAUAUGAACUUAUUCAUUUCAACGUGGGCACUCCUCUUAGCCGGCCUUGUUUUUGCUCUCCCCAUGAUCCAUAUGCGCGUUCAGGAUUAUACAGAGAUGGAUGAGAUGCGGUAAGUUAGCUCGACAUCUUCAGGAGUCCUUCAUGCCCUUUGGGAUGAGAUGAAUGACCAAGCUCAGUAUCUGCCAGAUCCCGAUCCGAGGUAUCCCAAGGAUUGAGUUCCUUAUUACCUUUUUGCUCGUUCCGCCCCCGCCCGCCGGAAGUGAAGCCAGACUUCCCUUGCUUGACUGUCGACGUGACUCUAGGUAAACUCUGAGCAGGAUACGACCCGGCGAAAGUUACUGAUUUCCCUCGAGCUCCCCAACUUUCCCCGACAAGCUAUUCAUUCGCAUGCUUCAUAUCGCAUCCGCCACCUCUACCCUGCACAUAUCAUCAACCCUUCCCUACGUUCUGUGGCGCUCUCCCCUACUUGGCAUCCUCGGCCUCAUACCUAGCGUCUCACAUCUUGUAUUAUUGCUCGACCCCCAAUACCAAACGUCCUGCUCUGCAUUGCUCUACAUUAUACUCAUACAUGGCUUCUUUGUUACGCUUUAUUAUAUAUCAUAGAGUCCUCCUUUCCAGUGGGUACACAAGAGAGAGAAAGAUAUUCUAGUUGUAGUUUGCUUUGUUUAUGUGUCGAUGUAGUCGUUGUUUUGCUGUUUGUCUAUCUGUACAACAGUUUGAUGGAAUGGUCAUGAUUUUAUCUUCUCGU
Molecule: messenger RNA, 2448 nt
Organism: Somion occarium
Lineage: Eukaryota; Fungi; Basidiomycota; Agaricomycetes; Polyporales; Cerrenaceae
Source: the annotation of a GenBank genome assembly